Colletotrichum destructivum is the source of this 1320-nucleotide messenger RNA. RefSeq lists its product as uncharacterized. Lineage: Eukaryota; Fungi; Ascomycota; Sordariomycetes; Glomerellales; Glomerellaceae. The record is from RefSeq and is a predicted model, not a curated record. Bases 129 to 794 code for a protein of 221 amino acids. The transcript is spliced from 4 exons.
CCCGUUUAAUGCAUUAUCGGCUUGGAUGAAAGCUUCCCAACUGCAUCUAUGUGUAUAGCCUCAGCUGCCACUGGUAUAUAUACGUCUAUUCCAGCAACAUCUCGCCGCAACCUGUUGCUACUUCCACAAUGACUGAUGAUGCGAGAGACAACACCCCGGAUCAGCGUGGCCGGCAGCGUCGGGGCCUGCUGCCGCCUGGCCUAGUUGAUCUCAUGGGUCCGCCCCUGAAGGUCGGCGCCUUGACAGGAACCAUCGGCAUGUUCAGUGGUAUCGCUGCAGGCAUCAUCCGCGACUCCACGCCAGCUCUGUUCGCUCUGGCAUCCGGUAUCCAGUGGUUUGCCCUCGGCUCAAGUUAUUGGCUCUCGAGGACUGUGGUGAUGAGCGCGUGGGGCGGCGAAGCGACGCUCCCCAAUUCUUCCAAGGUCCAAGCCAGUGCUGUUGCGGGAGGCACGGCAGGCAUGGUCGGAGGUUUGAUCCGUGGCCCGAAAAACAUCAUCCCCGGAGUGCUCGUUUUCUCGCUCAUCGGGGGAACCGGCCAGGCAUUCUACAACAGCAUGCAAGGCCGGCCCGAGACCACCGAGAAGAGGAAGAGCAUCUUCGAGUCGAGCUGGAGCCCGCUCAAGAAGCUCUCGGACGACGAGUACCGCAAUAUGAUUGAGGAAAAGAUGCUCAAGAUCGACGCCGAGAUCGCCCUCAUCGACGACAAGAUUGCUGAGCUGCGCUCAGCAAAGGAGGCCAACCCUCCGCCGCCUCGCCAGGAGCCGCCUCAGCAGCCACCGCCAUCAACGAGUUGAGCCGGCGUAUGGUCAUCCCCAUGUACAACAUUUGUCAACACUGUAAUUGUACCAUGUACCAACAAGCACAUAGCAGUUUCAGACCAUUGCUGUUUGCUUCUCUCGUCUUGGUUAAUACUUUAUCACUUUAUCCUUCUUUCAGAGGCCGUCGCCGUAUGUAUAAGACAUAUCGCUUGGUUAUCCCAUUGUCUUUGUCCAUCUGCAAUAGAAGGGUUGUCUGUGUUAGGAGUCUCCCAAUCGAUUCAGUCGCUGCCUACAAGGCAUGCGUCGGCCAGGCGUACGGAUAUCACUUGUUUUGUGUUUGCAGCUUAUUCCUGGCCGGCCACCUCCAUGUUGAAUCUCUCGGGGGAGGGGGGGUUCUUUACCCCGGACCGUCCAAGUUUCCAGAGUUCCCGCCGGGUGGUGCAGGUGCAGAAUCCGGGCCAGGUUUGGGCUGGAAGGAAUUCAUCAGAAAUGCCAUCGUUUUAUACUUGCCACGAUCAUCCCAAGAAUUCCCAGUUGGGUUUCUUGAGGCACAAUCUACCAG